UGUGGUUUAACUUUGGUUUAUAUAUUUCAUAUACAUGUUAUCUCGUCGAUUUUCUCUUCAAUCGCAUCAAAAUCAUGAUUUACCUUGAUUCACUAUUUGAUUAGCUUACGUUGCAAGUUGCGGCACUUUCUUCGACUUCGGAAUUCUGUUCUCUCUGAAUUGAAGAACGAAUCUCUCGAGGAUGGUGUUUGGUCAAGUGGUAAUAGGUCCACCGGGCUCUGGGAAGACUACUUAUUGCAAUGGCAUGUCUCAGUUUCUCCGGCUUAUAGGAAGGAAAGUUGCUGUUAUCAAUCUUGAUCCUGCAAAUGAUUCACUACCGUAUGAAUGUGCCAUUAAUAUUGAGGACCUUGUUAAGUUGAGUGAUGUGAUGGAUGAACAAUCUCUUGGUCCAAAUGGAGGUCUUGUCUAUUGCAUGGAUUUCUUGGAGAAGAACAUCGACUGGUUAGCAUCCAAAUUGAAACCUCUUUUGAAAGAUCACUAUCUGAUUUUCGAUUUCCCUGGCCAAGUGGAAUUGUUUUUUCUUCAUUCAAAUGCUAAGAAGGUUAUUGACAAGCUUGUAAAGAAGUUGAAACUUCGGUUGACUGCUCUUCAUUUGGUAGAUGCACACCUUUGUAGUGAUCCUGGGAAAUACGUGAGCGCAUUGAUUCUCUCCCUUUCAACAAUGAUGCAUCUGGAGCUUCCCCACAUUAAUGUUCUCUCUAAAAUUGAUCUCAUCGAAAGCUACGGAAAACUUGCUUUUAAUCUUGAAUUCUACACUGAUGUGCAAGAUUUAUCUUACUUGCAAAAUCAUCUGGAUCAGGAUCCACGCUCUGCUAAAUACAGGAAACUUACGAAGGAGCUUUGUGAUGUCAUAGAAGACUAUGGCCUGGUUAAUUUUACAACUUUGGAUAUUCAGGACAAAGAAAGUGUGGGUAACCUUGUCAAACUUAUAGACAAAAGCAAUGGUUAUAUAUUUGCAGGCAUUGAUACCAGUGCAGUUGAGUUCAGCAAAAUUGCUGUUGGUCCUCUUGAUUGGGACUACUACAGAACUGCUGCAGUACAGGAAAAGUACAUGAAGGAUGAUGAUGAAGAUGAGUACCCUAAGGAUUGAUGAUGAUGACAUUAACAAUGGAAUUUGUAGCAGACCUAUGUCAGGUGAUGGUUCUUCUGGAAACUUAUCGAAGAUGGAAGGCUUUAGUUAGAACAUCAACAACUUCUUGCAGUUAAAUGGUGAUAUAACAAUAGUUUCUUUGACUUAAGUAUGAGUAAGUUAAUAUAAAAGUUUGGAUCCAACCAAAUUGGUUGAAAGAGACUAUGUAAUAUAUAUUGAGCUGAGAAAGGAAAGGUGUGGGACAAGUAUGCAAAUUCUACAUAGAUUUUAAUAAAUGCCUCAAUAUUUUGUUAAAA
Molecule: messenger RNA, 1386 nt
Organism: Impatiens glandulifera
Lineage: Eukaryota; Viridiplantae; Streptophyta; Magnoliopsida; Ericales; Balsaminaceae
Product: GPN-loop GTPase QQT1-like
Exons: 11
Coding region: 182-1090 (302 amino acids)
Cellular component (GO): cytoplasm
Molecular function (GO): GTPase activity
Source: RefSeq, a predicted model, not a curated record